Molecule: messenger RNA, 936 nt
Organism: Galeopterus variegatus (Sunda flying lemur)
Lineage: Eukaryota; Metazoa; Chordata; Mammalia; Dermoptera; Cynocephalidae
Gene: B3GALT5
Product: UDP-Gal:betaGlcNAc beta 1,3-galactosyltransferase, polypeptide 5
Exons: 1
Coding region: 1-936 (311 amino acids)
Cellular component (GO): membrane
Molecular function (GO): N-acetyl-beta-D-glucosaminide beta-(1,3)-galactosyltransferase activity
Source: RefSeq, a predicted model, not a curated record
AUGGCUUACCAGCGGAUGAGGUUGCUGCAUAUCUGCCUUUUGGUUCUGGGGGCCCUUUGUUUGUAUUUUAGCAUGUACGAUCCGUCUCCUUUUGAAGAGGGCUUAUUCGUUUUCAAGAAAGAGUGUGGGGAGUUCCUUCAGCUCCCGGAUAUAGACUGCCGGCAAAACCCCCCCUUCCUUGUCCUGCUGGUGACAUCGUCCCACAAGCAGCUGGCUGCUCGCAUGGCCAUCCGGAAGACGUGGGGGAGAGAAGCGGUUGUGAGGGGAAGACGAGCGAAGACGCUGUUCCUCCUGGGGACCACGGCCAGCCAGGCCGAAAGGCAGGCGGUGGCCGAGGAGAGCCGGCAGCACCGCGACAUCAUCCAGAAGGACUUUGUGGAUGUGUACUACAACUUGACUCUGAAGACCAUGAUGGGCUUGCAAUGGGUCCACCGCUUCUGCCCUCAGGUGGCGUUUGUGAUGAAGACCGACUCGGACAUGUUUGUGAACGUGGAGUACCUGACCGAGCUGCUGCUGAGGAAGAACAGGACGGCCAGGUUUUUCACAGGCUACUUGAAACUGAAUGAAUUUCCCAUCAGGACGAGGUUCAGUAAGUGGUUUGUCAGUAAGUAUGAGUAUCCGUGGGACAAGUACCCGCCUUUUUGCUCGGGCACUGGCUACGUCUUUUCCAGCGACGUGGCGAGUCAGGUGUACAACGUGUCUGAGAGCGUCCCCUUCCUUAAGCUGGAAGACGUGUUUGUGGGGCUCUGCCUCCAGAAGCUAAACAUCAGACCGGAGGAGCUGCACUCGGAGCAGACCUUUUUCCCAGAGGGGCUACGCUUUUCUGCGUGCCGCUUUAGGAGAGUCGUGGCCUGCCACUUUGUGAAGCCUCACGAUCUCCUGCUGUACUGGCAGGCUCUGGAGGGUUCCCGGGGAGAAGACUGCCCAGCUGUCUGA